AUGUCUAAAGUUAACAGAGAUCUGUUCUAUAAAUUAGCCUCUGAGCUACCAGAGGAGCGUGUUCAAGCGGCUGUAUUGAUUAUCAAAGAAUUAUCGGAAUUAGAACUACCUGAAGCUGACACUGAAUGGAAAUAUGUAUUGAAUAGAUUAAUCACGGGUUUAUCUUCAGAUAGAAAUGGUGCUCGUCUAGGGUUUUCAUUAUGUUUAACCGAAGUAGUGAAUCUAGCUAUUGAAUUGAGCAAAGAUGGAAAGAAACCUGUACCAGAAUGUUUACCAAAUAUUGAAGAAUUUUUAAACUUGGUGUCGAAGACUUUGUCAUUAGAAGCUGAUAAAAGUAAUAAGAAAAGAAAAGGUAAAGAAGAAAGAGGUCUUUUGUUCGGGAAAUUAUUUGGAUUACAAUGUCUAUUGAAUGAACCUCUUUUCAGUGGAAUAUUCUUUGAAAAUAAAUCUGUCUCUAAAUUUAGUACUACUUUUAUGGAAGAAUUAUUAACUUUGUCUCAGUAUAAAAAUUGGAUUAGAGAACCCUGUUUAUAUACUCUUUUCCAAACUAUCACUAAAUUAAUCCCAUUCGCAAAUGAAGAGUUUAUUAUAUCAGUUAUCCAAUUACUAGAUACUUAUAAAUUGACCUUAACGAACGAAGGUCUAGCCAUUUAUUUAUCUAUCCUACACAAUGACAAACACUUCAAUUUAAGCAACAUUACUUUAAAAAAUAAUGGUUGGAAGAAUAAUGAUCCAUUAGCUAGAGGUAAUUUACCUGUAUUAACUGAUGUAUUGCGUCAAUCUUCGGUUUCUGAUGAUGAAAGGAAUAACGUAAAACAAGCCAACUGGACUCCAAGAUUACAUUUUGUUUGGAAGGUUCUUCUACCAAUAAUUUGUGUAGCACCUGAGGCUAACGGAGAACAUAUUAAUAAAAAGAGAAAGAAAGAAAAGGAAACUAUUAAAUUUGCAGAGUUUUGGCAAAUGGCUGUAGAUGAAUCUUUUUUCAAUGAAAAAUCAUCUAGCGAAAGAAAAUUCUUGGGGUUUUUAAUAUUUGAAAAGACGAUUUCAUUAGUGGAUGCUCAUUGGAUUUCCUCUAUUUUUAGCCAAAAUUUUAUGAGAUCAUUAAUUAAUCAAUCAACUGAUUCAAAACGUCUAUUACACAAGAUCUCUCAAAAAUCUUUGAAUGUUAUUGUGGAUUCCUGUGGUCCUGAACAUGAAGAUAAAUUGGUAUCUUGUCUAAAAGCGAUAUUAUUUGACCCUACUGGUUCUGUUAACUUUGAUAAGUUAACUAAAUCAAAGACAGUGUCAAAAUUGAUUACAACUCCUGAUUUGAAUGAAAAUAUAUUACAACAAUUAUUUACAAUGUUUUAUUCGGAGCUUCCUUCAAAAAUUGAUACUGACUUGUCUCUAAUCCGUUUUAUUUUAGAUACUGUCUUACAUAUUGUAAGAAGUCACAAAAAUUACAUGCCUAUUACUUUAGCUACAACUAUCUUAAAACCUAUCAUUUUGUUGACCUUUUUUACUAAAGAUAACGAACAAUUAAACGAAUUGGCAAGAGAACGAUUAUACUCUAUUCUUGCCGAACUUACAGGUGUCAAAGUGGAUACACACUCUUGGCAGUAUUAUGCCCUAGAUAUAAUCAUUGAACUUGAAAAUGACACUGAUUCUAACGUCGAAUUAGUUAAUAAAUUAGAUGAUAGUCUGAUAAAAAUAAAACAGGAUGCAAUGGAGGUAUUAAGUGACAUUUCUAAUUCAUUCGAAAAAGCAGGUGAGGAAACAUCAAAGUUGCGCGGUAUGGAAUCUCUAAUAUCUAUGUGUUUACUUCAAUUAUAUUCUGGUGAUGUUGAAUCUGUAUCUGUGAUUGAAGAGUUAUGUUCAUUCUAUAAUAGUCAAUCUGAAGAAGGAGAUAAUUCGAUGGUGGGUAUAACAGAAAUUCUAUUGUCAUUGUUAGCCCAAAAGAGAGCUAUGCUAAGAAGGAUUAGUCUUGCUGUCUGGGAACAAUUUAUUUCCGAUAUUGGACAUGACGAAUUGAAAGUUCUCUUGGAUGUUCUAUCGGCAAGAGAGAAUAAGCAAGGGUUUAGCCAAUUAUUUGAAGGUGUUGAUGAGUAUGAAGAAGAAGAAGAAGAAGAAGAAGAAGAAGAUAGUGAUGCUGAGAAUAAUGAAAACAAAAGUUCAGACAAUGAAGAAAGUUCCAGUGAUUCAGAUAAUGAUAUGGAUGAUGAGAAUGUCACAAAUAUUGAUAAAGAAACAUCCAGCGCAUUAGUCAAAGCUCUAAAUCUUCCUGAAAAUAUAAUCAAUGAAAAUGGCGAGGUUAAGUUUGAUGAAUUAGAUGAUUUCUCUGGGGAUGAAGAAAGUGAUGAAGAAUCGAUGGACGAUGAAAAAAUGAUGGAAUUAGAUGAUCAAUUGUCCGAAAUAUUUAAAAGAAGAAAAGAAGCUCUAUCAAGUAUUCCAACAGGCAACCAAAGAAAAAGUGAUGUUAAAAUGUCCCGUGAGAACGUGGUUUCCUUUAAACACAGGAUUGUAGAGAUGCUAGAAAUAUACGUCAAGUAUAUAGAGAAAUGUAUCGUCGAAAAAAGAAAAGGAAAGAGCGACUCUAAUGUUGACGCAUCUAAUUUGUUAAUGUUUAUCAGGCCAAUGAUUGCUUGUGUAAGAGAGACAUUAGACAAAUCGUUAAGUGAUAAAAUUUCCAAAAUAUUAAAGACCAAGGUCUUCAAGAUUAGUGUGAAUGCCAUUUCCAAUGUUCAGAAUGAAGAAUGUUUGACUUUAAUAAAACAAGUUCAUGAUAAAUUGUUGAGUUCAAAACCUGGUCAUUUCAGUGUAAACUAUUAUUCCUUGUGUUCAACCUCUUCUAUCUUCCUAGGUAAACUUUUGCUUGAAAACAACAAGGGAGAUGAUUCUUCUGCCAUUUUGGAAGAAUUGGUAGACAUUUAUUCUCAGACCACAAAGAAAUGGAUGACUAAGGGAAAAUUUGGUGUAAAUAUCUUCAUUGACUUCUACAAUUGGCUGUCAAGCAAGAAACAAUAA
Molecule: messenger RNA, 3003 nt
Organism: Maudiozyma barnettii
Lineage: Eukaryota; Fungi; Ascomycota; Saccharomycetes; Saccharomycetales; Saccharomycetaceae
Gene: POL5
Product: DNA-directed DNA polymerase
Exons: 1
Coding region: 1-3003 (1000 amino acids)
Biological process (GO): regulation of DNA-templated transcription
Cellular component (GO): nucleolus
Molecular function (GO): rDNA binding; transcription factor binding
Source: RefSeq, a predicted model, not a curated record